UUCAACCAUUCAACUGUUGUGAUCCUCUGCAGCUAGAUUAUCAAAGCUGAAGUAUUAGGUUUGCGUUGCAAAUGUAAUGUUUCAGCAAACUUUGCAAUAAUACGCAGACAUUUGUAUUUAUUUCCUCUUUUUAUUUAAACUGUAGAUAUUGUAGACUGUACACAUUUAUCUCUCCGCCAAAAUGGAUUGUGUGGAUUUUCCAAGAGUUCUUCCUAAUUCACCGAUGAAAGGCCGGGGACAAAUCCAGGUCAUUUUUGGACCGAUGUUUUCAGGCAAAAGUACUGAGCUGAUGAGACGAGUGCGCCGUUUCCAGAUAGCCCAGUACAAAUGCCUGGUGAUCAAAUACGCCAAAGACACUCGUUACUCCGAGAAAGGCAUGGCCACGCACGACAAAAACACCAUGGAAGCUGUACCAGCUAACAACCUGCAGGAUGUCCGGCCCCUGGCUCUGCAGGCCUGCGUCAUUGGGAUUGACGAAGGACAGUUUUUCUCAGACACAGUGGACUUCUGUGAGGAAAUGGCCAAUCUAGGGAAGACGGUCAUCGUAGCAGCCUUGGAUGCAACCUUCCAGAGGAAGGCAUUUGGAAACAUCCUGAGCCUCGUCCCCCUGGCAGAAAGCGUCGUGAAGCUUCAUGCCGUCUGCAUGCAAUGUUACAAAGAAGCUGCCUACACCAAGAGGAUCGGAGCAGAGAAGGAGGUCGAAGUGAUCGGAGGAGCUGACAAAUACCAGGCCGUGUGUAGAAAGUGUUACGGAGGUCUGAUCGUAGAGAGCAAGGAGAACCGCUCUCCCUUCAAGCACGAGACUCCACAAAACAUGGCAGGAAAACUUGUUCCCCCCAGUUUGCCCCGGAAACUGUACUCCCCUCUCCACCUAUGAAGAUGAAAAUGAGACUUUCUACGGUUGUUUGAGAAACAAUUAUCUAGCGUUUGUGUGUGAGGGAGCAAUACGUAGUGAUUUUACACGAGUAGCAGCUUGGUGAAUGGAUGGGUGUGUCUGGUGAAUCAUUCAGUUUAAUUGGCUCAAUCUUUUUUUUUUUUUUAUAUGUAAUUUUACUUGAAAGAUACUUGAGAGCACUUAUUGUGUGUGUGUGUGUGUGGUUGUGCGUGGUGUUGCAGGAGAAAAAGGUCAAUCAUUUUUAUGUCUGUUUUUACCUCUGCACCAACUAAUGUGUAAUCCAAUGCCUCUACAUUAACUAAAGGUCCAAAAAUAACUAACUUAUGACUGCGGUUACCCGGCGGUGUUAAAUGGGAACGUUCUCUAUAACAUACAUGAACCACGUUUCCCAAAAUAAUGGGCCGUCCCAUGAAUCAUUUUAUUUAUACACAAAGUGAAAUGCAGUUGUGGCAAUAAAACAAACCUUUAACUGCUGCUCAGUGUUAACCUACUUUAACACGAUAGAAAAAACUGUCAAGCAAAGUUUUUAUAGACUUUAUGCAGAUCAUUGUAGUCUAGUCUGAACAUUUUUUAUCUUGUUGAAAUGUACAACUGAACAGAUUGUUUUUUUUGCAUUAAAUGUACAGGGGAGCAAAGUUUUACCCCUAUUGAAAGCCAGUAUGAUGGUCUGCGGAUGAACUUUUCUAUUAAAGGUGGAUUUCUCUUUUUCAAAGUGAACAA
Cololabis saira (Pacific saury) is the source of this 1615-nucleotide messenger RNA. RefSeq names its product thymidine kinase 1, soluble (gene tk1). The transcript has 7 exons. Gene Ontology annotation, biological process: thymidine metabolic process. The record is from RefSeq and is a predicted model, not a curated record. Gene Ontology annotation, molecular function: thymidine kinase activity; ATP binding. Bases 182 to 877 code for a protein of 231 amino acids. Lineage: Eukaryota; Metazoa; Chordata; Actinopteri; Beloniformes; Belonidae.